Messenger RNA from Adineta steineri, 1842 nucleotides. NCBI's taxonomy places the organism in Eukaryota, Metazoa, Rotifera, Eurotatoria, Adinetida, Adinetidae. The record is from the annotation of a GenBank genome assembly.
AUGCUUGCUCGGGGUGUUCGAAAUGUUAUUUAUAAUUAUACCGAUGCUCAACGUAAAGUACGAUCGGCAACAUCAAAUGAUGCUUGGGGACCAUCACCAGCACUCAUGCAUGAAAUUGCUGAUUUAACAGAUAAUAUUGUUGCCUAUGCAGAAAUUAUGCCAAUUGUUUGGAAACGUUUGAAUGAUCAUGGUAAAAAUUGGCGUCAUGUUUAUAAAUCUCUUGUUUUACUUGAUCAUUUAAUAAAAUAUGGAAAUGAACGUGUUAGUCAACAAUGUAAAGAGAAUAUAUUUGCAAUUCAAACAUUAAAAGAUUUUCAAUAUGUUGAAGAUCAAAAAGAUCAAGGUUAUAAUGUACGUGAAAAAGCUAAACAGCUUAUUGCUUUACUCAAAGAUGAUGAACGUUUACGUAAUGAACGUCGAAAAGCACAAGACGGUCGUGAACGUUAUGUACGUCAAGCUAUGGGAAUGGAUUCAAAUGGAUCGGUUACGUAUGGACGUACAACAACAUCAUCGAUGCGACGUAAUAGUAUAGAAGGUAGUGAUCCAUAUGGUGGAGCAUCAUAUUUAUCAGGACAAAAUGCAAAUCAAUAUCCAAGUACUAAUCGUUCUACAUCAUAUAAUGAUAGUCUUCAUGCAGCGUCAGGAGGAAAAAAUUUUGGUCAACCAUCAACACAAGAAGAAGAACAAUUACAAAUGCAAAUUGCAUUAGCUGAAUCACAACGUGAAGCGGAAGAUGAAGAACGUCGACGACGAAAUGAUGACUUAAAACUUAAAAUAGCUCUAGAACGAUCAGUUAAUGAAGCAUCACCUGAUGCUACUAAUCCACAACUAUUUGAUUUCAAUACAAAUCCUCAACAUGCCGAUUCAGCAUAUUAUAAUACUCCAUAUUUACCAGCUACAACAGCAUCAAAUAUUGGUUGGGAUGCAGUACAUAAUCGAUCAUCUACCCAUCCUGGACUUUCAACUGCUAUAAAUUUACCAUCGGCUCCAUCAUCUUAUUUAUUAGAUUCAUCUGAUAGAUACUAUAAUAUUAUUGUAGAAGAACAAAAAAAGAGGCAAAAUGAUCCAUGGGCAUUAGAAUCAAAUAAUCGUACAACUGCUACUACAGCAUCAAAUGAUCCAUGGCAACCUCCGCAAAUGUCAAAUUCACAAACUGUUUCAUGGGGCAAUGACAAUGGUAUAACCAAACACAAUGAUACUGCCUUAUCAAUCAAUAUAUCUGAUCCUUGGGGCCUUGGCACAGCUGAUUCUCGUCCAAUUGCAACAGCGGCAUCUUCAACUACAACAAAAGCGAUUGAUAAUGAAUUAAGUGAUUUUUUUGGAAGUGGUGCAACUAUAACACCAUCAUAUGAUCAACAACAACAACAACAACAUACACCUUCAAAUCCUUGGAAUAUCCCACCUGCUAUGAGUAGAAGUUCAACUUCUCCAUUAAAUACAAAUUUAUCAAUGAGUGGCGGCAAUAAUGGAAAUUUACUUUAUCCAAUGAUAGGUAGUGGAAAUAAUCCUAAUCCAAUUAGUUCAAGUCCAAUAUCACCAUCAUUAUUAUCAACAUCUCGUAAAACACCAGAAAGUUUUCUUGGUGAUAAAUUUAGUACUUUAGUUAAUCUUGAUCAACUUGUUACUGAAUCUAAAAAUACAAAUCCAUUUGGUUCAACUCCAGCACGUGUUCAAAAUCCAUUUUCUAGUGCAACAAGACCACCAACACUCGAUCAGUUAACUUCAUCAAAUAAUGUACCUUUUACAAGUGGUUCAACAUUACCUCCACCACUGAUUCCUUCAUCAUUCAAUAAUAAUACCAAUAAUAAUACCAAUAUUAAUUCAAAUAAUCCAUUUUUGUGA